AUGGUGCAAGAACAGUCGUCUUUGGAGAGCCAGUUAGCUUCAUUGAAAACCCAAAUUAGCACUCUGACAUCAGAAGUAGACGAGCAUCGGGCCAAGGUUGAUGCCUUACAGAAGAUUCAUGACGAGUCUCUUGCAGAGCUUAAGUUGAUACAUGCAAAGAUGAAGGAAUGUGAUGUUUUGCAAAGCUACAAGCCAUGCUUGUUUCUUCCUUACUACCAGUCUGAUUUAUGUUGCUCUUGCACAUUUUUAUUGGUAGUAAGGAUGGAGACGGAUCACAAGGAUUGUUCCGUGAAGGUAGACAAACUUGUUGAGAAGCAUACAUGGAUCGCAUCUGAAAAGCAACUUUUCGAAAAAGGAGGGACAGAUUAUGAUUUUGAAUCUUGUGAUCCUUAUGUAGCCAGAGAUAAACUUGAAAAGCUCCAGUUAGAUCAAUCAGGCUUGGAAAAAAGGGUGAACAAGAAGGUUAUGGCAAUGUUUGAAAAAGCAGAAGAUGAAUACAAUGCUCUAAUCUCCAAGAAAAAUACAAUUGAGGUUAGAAUCGGAGGACCACUACGAUUUCAAUCGUUUUUCUCUGUUCUUCCUGUGACAAUGGCGUCUUCUUCUCCACCACGCUCUGAUGAGGAUUAUCACAUCAAUUUCUUGACGAACGCACUCGCCGGAGUCAUGGCGGCACCAGUUUGCUUGGUAAUUUUCCACAAGCUGCCGGAAACGUGGAUCCCGAUCACCUUAUUCGCCGGCACUGUCUUUGGUGCUGACGAUGAUGAUGGUGGAGUUCUAUUUGGGAUUUUGAUAUUGAAAAAGGGUUUUUAG
Molecule: messenger RNA, 810 nt
Organism: Arabis nemorensis
Lineage: Eukaryota; Viridiplantae; Streptophyta; Magnoliopsida; Brassicales; Brassicaceae
Source: the annotation of a GenBank genome assembly